GGAGAGACACUGAGGCGUGUUGUGGUGGCCUCGUUCUAUAUAUGAAACCGUUGCAGAGCACAGGAGGAGGGACUCGAAUUUUCUCAACCACCCACCACAUACACACAACUCACACACUUUCUCUGCGUGCAAGCCAAACCAAUAUCCAACCUCAUCGAUCAUCUCCCUUCUUGUACGGGAUCAAAACCCCAUCUCUCUCUCUCUCUCUCUCUCUCUCGAUUGGGUUUGCUUUGUUAUAUAUUGGAUUGGAGAGGUAGGGUGGUGACUUGAGCUUCUUUAUUACCUCACUCUGCAUGUGAAUCCUCUCUCUCUGCCUAAACCAAAAACUUUCUCUCUCUCUACUCUUCAAUAUCCCUCUCUCUCUAAAAAAACAGUGUUUUCUUGCAAAUUGAGGAGUGUUUGAUUGAUUGCAUGAACUGAUGGAUCCGGCAAGUGGACAACAACAACACCAGGAAAUGUCAGCUGAAUCACUGGACAUGCUGGUCUGCUCAAAAUCCCAACAGCAGCAGCAAGACAGGAAGCCCAGGCCUCAGCCAGAACAAGCCCUAAAGUGUCCAAGAUGUGACUCCACAAACACGAAGUUCUGUUACUACAACAACUACAGCCUCUCUCAGCCCAGGUACUUCUGCAAGUCCUGCAGAAGGUACUGGACCAAAGGUGGCACCCUCAGGAACGUUCCUGUGGGUGGAGGCUGCAGGAAGAACAAGAGAUCAUCGUCAACGAAACGAGCUCAGGACCAACCGCUCACACCCAAUUCCAACCCACUCCCAGCCCUAGGUUAUGACUCAAAUGACCUCACCCUUGCAUUUGCUAGGCUCCAAAGGCAACAAUCAUGUGGUGGGCAGUUAGGAUUUGAUGACCAUGACCACAUUACUCUCUUGGGAAAUCCCACAAAUGCCCCUGAUCAUAACAUUCUUGGAAACCCUACUUCAGCUCCUGGGUUUCUUGAUGCACUGAGGACUGGGUUUCUUGAGACCCACAAUGGUAAUUUCGAGAACUUGUAUAACUAUGGGUAUGGGAAUGGGAAUGGGAAUUUGGGUGAGGUGGAAGAUUGUGGUGGCGGAAUGGGAAUCCACCACCCAUUUGAAGAAGCCACCACCAACUCAACCACCACAGCAGUGACAGUUACAACAAUGAAGCAAGAACUGUUCAAUGGCCAAAGUGAGAGCAGCAACAAAGUUCUGUGGGGGUUUCCAUGGCAGAUGAACGGUGGAGAUCAUCAUUCAAACAUGGUGGGGAAUGGUAAUCACGAGUAUGAUUCAGGAAGAGAGAGCUGGAAUGGGAUUGCUUCAUCUUGGCAGCAUGGACUUCUGCACACUACUCCCCUCGUGUAAUAAAAACGCUUGAGCAGCAAGGUUUUUUUAUUUAGUGUGUUGGUGAUCACCAAGAAACAAAAACUACGAGAAAAGCAUAGGUUUUAAUUUAAUUUGUUCACUUAAUUAUCAGACUUAAAUGUCAGUUUUAGUGCUUUUAAGUUUUGUACUAAUUAGUUAUAACUUAUAUAUCUUUUGUAUUUCCAUCUA
Molecule: messenger RNA, 1523 nt
Organism: Pyrus x bretschneideri (Chinese white pear)
Lineage: Eukaryota; Viridiplantae; Streptophyta; Magnoliopsida; Rosales; Rosaceae
Product: dof zinc finger protein DOF2.1-like
Exons: 2
Coding region: 420-1334 (304 amino acids)
Biological process (GO): regulation of DNA-templated transcription
Molecular function (GO): DNA-binding transcription factor activity; DNA binding
Source: RefSeq, a predicted model, not a curated record